This is a messenger RNA of Elaeis guineensis (African oil palm), 2346 nucleotides long. The record is from RefSeq and is a predicted model, not a curated record. NCBI's taxonomy places the organism in Eukaryota, Viridiplantae, Streptophyta, Magnoliopsida, Arecales, Arecaceae.
GAGAUCGAGAUAGACAAAGAGAUCGGUAUCAUGAUGAUGGAAGAGAUCAGGAUGGAGACCAGGAAAGGGAUCAAUAUAGGGAAAGAGAACGAGAUCAUGGCAGGGAAAGAAAUCAGGAUUAUUAUCUCCGAGACCAUCACAGAAAUAGGAACACAAAGGAUGACAGGGGAAAGGACAGACCAGAUGAAUCUGAUCGCCAUUGCAAUCAUGAUAAUGACUGGCACCGAGAAUAUGACCAAGAUGGGAGUAGGAGAAAUAGACAUGUAUCACGCUCUCGUUCUCCGUCUAAAAGCAAGCGUGUAAGUGGUUUUGACAUGGCUCCUCCUGGCGCCCCUCCGCUGCCUGUUGCUGCUGGUGCAGAAGGCAAUGUUGGGCUUCAUGUGCCAUGGUGCUACCCAAUGGUGUGGCCAGUGUAGAUAUUAUGUUCAACAAGGAACCAAUGCACUGUUUUGCUGGAUCAUGUUCGCCUUCAGCCGGAAACUAUUGCCUUUUGGUAGACUUACAGAUGUAUCUUCAGCAACAACAGUAAUGGAUUUGUUUCUUAUUUAUAUUUUGCUGCUGUUUAUGCAAGUCAUAUCAAGCAGGAAGGCACAACAUCCUCUACCCUCCACCUUAAAACAAGAAUUCAAUAGUUUCACCGGUGUUGCUCACGUCCUCAUAGCAACACAUCAUGGCUGUUGCUUGCUUUCAUAUUUACUGUUUCUUGUCUGUUCCUUGUACAGGGCAGCUGCCUGGCAUUCCUCAACCUCUGACAGGAAUACUCCCAACCAUGUUUCCUCUUCCAACCCCACAGCUAGGAUCAAUGUCAGUGAUGCCAGCUCCAGCAAUGACUCAACAGGCGACAAGGCAUGCACGCCGUGUGUAUGUUGGAGGCCUUCCUCCCAUGGCAAAUGAACAGACCAUUGCUACAUUUUUUAGCCAUGUCAUGACUGCCAUAGGAGGAAAUGCUGCUGGUCCAGGUGAUGCUGUUGUCAAUGUGUACAUAAACCAUGAAAAGAAAUUUGCUUUUGUUGAGAUGCGAUCAGUUGAAGAAGCAAGUAAUGCAAUGGCAUUAGAUGGUAUCAUAUUUGAGGGAGUUUCAGUGAGAGUUCGAAGACCUACAGACUAUAAUCCUUCAUUGGCUGCAGCACUUGGACCUAGCCACCCGCAUCCUCAUCUUAACCUAGCUGCAGUCGGUCUCACUCCUGGCACAAUUGGUGGAGCUGAGGGACCUGACCGUAUCUUUGUAGGUGGCCUCCCCUACUACUUCACGGAUGCACAAAUAAAGGAGCUACUAGAGUCCUUUGGACCUCUGCGUGGAUUUGAUGUUGUUAAAGAUAAGGACACGGGAAACUCAAAAGGUUAUGGUUUUUGUGCCUAUCAGGAUCCAUCAGUCACGGAUGUGGCUUGUGCUGCACUUAAUGGUCUGAAAAUGGGUGACAAGACACUAACCGUACGCCGUGCUUCUGCCAGUACUGGGCAAAUUAAACCAGAGCAGGAGUUGAUCUUACAGCAAGCACAACAACAUAUAGCUAUGCAGAAAAUGGCUCUACAGGCUGGAAAUGCCCUGCCUUUUCCUGGAGUUGGGUUGGCACUUGCUGCUCCUGCAGCAUUUCCAACUAAAAUUCUAUGCUUGACUGAGGUGGUGUCCAUCGAUGAGCUGAGGGAUGAUGAGGAAUAUUCAGAAAUAUUACAGGAUAUGAGAGAAGAAAGUGGAAAAUUUGGUUCGUUGGUAAAUGUGAUCAUACCACGCCCAAUUCCAAAUGGGGAAUUGAUUCCCGGAGUUGGAAAGGUGUUUUUGGAGUACACAGAUGUCACAGGCUCAACUAGGGCAAAGGCUGCUCUCCAUGGAAGAAAAUUUGCAGGGAACAUUGUCACUGCUGCAUAUUACCCUGAGGACAAAUUUAGUAUGGGAGACUAUGGGGCAGAAGCAAUGGUUUGAGCAGGAUCCUAUACGCAUUGCUAUCACGUUUCCCAGUAUACAGGUAGCCAUAUUUUCUUGAGCUCUAGAUGUCAGGCUUUGAUUUGCAUCAGGAUGUAGAGGGUGGCCUGAUCUUUUGUAUACGAAUCUUGUUGAGUAGGGAUGCUGUUGGUACAUGACUUUAGUCAUGCUUGAUGAUUUUAUAUCGAUCUAUCAGUUACUCAUUGAACUGGAUGACAAGAUCUAUCUACACUAAUAAACUGUGAGAUGAGCAUCUCGUAAAGGGACCUUGAUCCCAACUGUUGAGGUAUAUGGUCUGGUUCAUUGAAUACCGAUAUCAUACAAACAUUGUAUAUUUUUGCUGCAACAAUCUGGACGAUGCUGAAGACUAUUGUGAUUAAAAAUGCUCAUUAUUAUACAGGAUCUCUAAGCAUGCUUCUAGCUUA